CUUUGCCAGAGGAGCAUCAUUCGAACAGCAGCUUCGAAGUACGAGUACUAAUCUCAACCUUAAAAAAAUCAUCAUGUACAAGUUCGCCGUACUGUUCGCCCUUGUGGCCUGCGCCGUUGCUGCACCCAAACCCGGCAACAUCCUGGCUCCAGCCCUUCAUGCUGCACCGUUGGUCGCAGCUGCACCAGUUGCUGUUGCUCACUCUGUACCAGUUGCCACCAGCUACGCCAACACCUACAAGGUCUCCGUCAGGAGCCCAUUGGUUGCAGCUGCACCUGUAGCCUACGCUGCACAUGCUGCACCUUUGACCUACGCCGCACAUGCUGCACCCUUGGCCUAUGCUGCACAUGCCGCUCCUCUGACCUAUGCUGCACCUGUUGCCUAUGCUGCUCAUGCUGCACCUCUCACCUACGCUGCCCAUGCUGCUCCCCUGAGCCUCAUCCAUUAACUCAACUUUAGAAAAUUGUUUUAGUUGAAAUAUGAAAAAUUGCAAUAAACUCUGUGUUUCUUUUUGAAACUUAAAAUUUGAA
Molecule: messenger RNA, 530 nt
Organism: Cephus cinctus (wheat stem sawfly)
Lineage: Eukaryota; Metazoa; Arthropoda; Insecta; Hymenoptera; Cephidae
Product: pupal cuticle protein C1B-like
Exons: 1
Coding region: 74-448 (124 amino acids)
Source: RefSeq, a predicted model, not a curated record